AUGCUAAAAUUGCAUGUGGGAUGGACAGGUUCUUGUCCCCUAUUGUUUUGCAAUCUCGGGAUCUUCUUGGCCAAAGUUAAGUAACUCUGAUCACUAGAAUUCAGUAUCUUCAUACCUUCUCCGUUGAAAAGGGAUUGCAUGCAGCUUCUUAUUAACCUUGUAGUUAAUUGUGUAUUUCACUAUUUAAAUAUUUUUUGCGAUCGGAACUGUAUCAUUACAAUUAUGGAAAGAAUAAAAUCUGCCAGCAUAAUGUACGCUGGUGCAGUCGUAUUUUUAACAAGCAUCUCACUCGCUAAUGGGGCCCUCAAUACGCCAAGAUAUCAGCCCGAGUUGGACCAACUCUCACUGGAAAAGUAUAUUAGUGACGAUUAUCUCUUCAACAUGCACAUAAAUUGUUUGUUGUACGACGGACCUUGUGACCCAGUCGGCCGAUGGAUGAGGCCGCGGAUGGCCUCCUACUUUUUGAGUUCUUGCAUUCUCUGCACUCCAAAUCAGGAGAAGGAAGCGGAUAAAUUCAUGAGUUGGUUGUACCAAAACCAUCCCCAACUUUUCCAAAUAGGAAUUGCUAAAUAUUUAGACGCCAACGGUAUUACCCUCCCUGAAAAAUCGAAAUUCAGAGAACAAGUGCAGAAAAUGAACGUCCCCAAAGUCGUAAUUUCGUCCCAAGAGUCGGCCGAUCUACAGGAAAAGGAUCCCCUUAUUUCCGACGCAGAAGAAAACAAGCCUGGUCCAUUAUCUCAAGAAUUACUACAACAAUCCAGGAACAAUAAUGAAGAAAUUAGUAGUGGUGGUGGACCCAAUGAACGAAUUUUAAAUCCUAAAGGGCGAAGAAAUAAGUUCUCGUCCGCCAUCACAUUCUCCAGUCCGAGUGCUGCGGACAAAUUUAACAACCCGAUAGAAGACGACGAGGCAGAGAUGGAUUUUAAAUUUUACCACAAAUGAAAUAAAAUGUCAUAAAAAAUAUGCGGUGUACAAAAAGUAUUUACUCAAGAUUCCUAAACUUUUUAGCUCGUUUCCGUGGAGUGAAUGUAUUAGGAUUUUGUAAUGAGGUUGUCCAAGGAUGGGCCAUCUUUUAAAAAUUAUUAAAAAUUUUCGAGUUGGGGACAGGCACGCAUUUUUUGGCGUUGUCACCCGUCGUUGGGUGAGUGAGAAAUUAUUUUUCGGUGGACUUUUUCAUUUCUAACUCGAAUGCAUAUUAUGUGAUAUUGAUGACCACUUCUGCCCCCGAUAAUUUUGUAUAUUUCUACACUUAUUUGUAUACAUAUUUUUAUGAAGAUAGCGACCACAACCAGGAGGAUAAUUCGUGUUCCAGAUAAAGAAAUGUUUAUUUAUCUUUAAAAAAACUUGACAAAAAUUGACAUCCUCAUGAUUUUAAAAACUUAUACCGUUAACAACUCAUCUUCGGUAUCAGCAGGAGUGGUUUCUGAAUCUGCACCAGCAGCUGCUACCUCAUCAAUUACAAAAUCUUCCAGAACUAAAUUAUCCUCCUCCUCUUCGUCCUCCAGGUCCACCGUUAUCGUGGGAGUGAUAAUUUAAUAAUGAAAAUUUUGUCAAGUUUUAGACAAAUGAAAAUUUUUU
Folsomia candida is the source of this 1578-nucleotide messenger RNA. RefSeq lists its product as uncharacterized. Lineage: Eukaryota; Metazoa; Arthropoda; Collembola; Entomobryomorpha; Isotomidae. The coding region runs from base 139 to 942 and encodes 267 amino acids. The transcript has 2 exons. The record is from RefSeq and is a predicted model, not a curated record.